Molecule: messenger RNA, 2430 nt
Organism: Octopus bimaculoides (California two-spot octopus)
Lineage: Eukaryota; Metazoa; Mollusca; Cephalopoda; Octopoda; Octopodidae
Product: putative aminoacyl tRNA synthase complex-interacting multifunctional protein 2
Cellular component (GO): aminoacyl-tRNA synthetase multienzyme complex
Source: RefSeq, a predicted model, not a curated record
UAAGAGCAAUUAUUUGAUUCCUGCGCAGUUCAGGCUGACAGCUUCACUAAGUAUUGUUGAGGUGUCAGAUCGGCAGCAUGUCUUCUUCGGAGCCGUCGUUUCCGUCUGUAGCCGAUAGCGGCGAAAUGUACUAUGUUAAACCUUACCAUUCUUUUAAUAAUAUGAAUCUGAAGACGACUGAAGAUAUGUAUUAUGUCAAACAAAUUAACAAAGCUCAUGCAAAAGCCGACACACUGACUGACCCAAUUUCUCAACUUGAGAUGCAACAAGCUGCUAUCUUUGCUCGACUCAAAAGAAUACAAGAUGAAUUAGAUAAAAUGUCAUGUGGAAGUGAAUGCCAGGAGAGUAGUCAGACAUCGGGCCCUGUUCUAGAUAAUGUUAAAUUUCAAGAUUUAGUGAUUGGUGUUGACCCGAAUUCAAUCCCGUUGUCUAUACUUAUUCUAUAUCAAGAACUCUCACGAAGUUUGAAAGUUAAGCCUACUAUAUAUGUUCAUUCUUCUGUCGAGAAGAAACCUUCACCAAAACUACGUAAUUUAUUUGACUUGGCCACACCUUUGAAGAAACCGGAAGACAGUCGGCUGUCAAAUGAUCUGCUGCUUACAAUUAUUUACAAAAAUGUUCGUCAAGGAUGUUCGCUGAUGGUCAAUCCUGAGAAACAAACUUUUAUCUAUGGUGAAGUGAACAUUGCUCGAUACUUUUCUAGAUUGAUAAACCCCUCAUAUGAUAAAGAUCCUGUUCAGUCAACACUGAUAGAUGCUUGGGUAGACAAAGCCAGUUUAUUACUUUAUAAUGGUAAUGCUGAACAAAAAAAUGAAAUGAUAAAAGUUCUUGACACAACACUGUCAAAGAGAAAGUGGUUGGUUGGUCAUGACUUGUCUUUAGCUGAUAUUGUUUCUUGGUCUGGAAUCCAGAAAAACAAGCUUGCUAAACUUGUUUCACCAAAUGUUGAAGUUUGGAUGAAAACUUGUGCUAGUCAUCCCAUGUUCAGUUUUGUUAAUAAAGUAUUGUCACAACUUUGAAGUCAAAGCUUUUGCUAGACUUAAACUGAUGGUUUUACAAUCAACUUUCUAUUGAGAUGAUGAUGAUAUAGGUUUUUCUUUUAAAGAAAAAUGUUGUUUUAACUUUUCAGCUUUUAGCAUAUUUAACAAUAAAUAAGCUGUUCUAACUAUAGAUUUUAUUUAGAACGUGUGUGUUAAAAUGGUAAGAGCCAGAUGUGUGGCAAAUGAAGGCAUUCAGUCAUCUUUUUCUCAACUCAUUAUCACAGCCAAUGAAUGGAUUGUCUGAGAUACUGAUGUGGUGGGGUGAAGUAUUAUUGAAUGAAACUAAUUUGAAGAGGAUCUUUCAUCACAUGUAUUUGUAUAGUUCAUUUUGUCUAGGAUAUAAUGUGCUGUUGGUGAAGUGUACUUGAGUUUAGAUCAACUGUCAAAGUACUGUAAGACAUUUCCUUACAAACAGGAACUCAAGCUUUAUCACAGGUUUUUGCUCAUAGACGGAUUCAACUCUAUUACAAUCGAAAGAAACAAUUCUUAAUGUUACCUGUUUACUUCAACGUGGAUUGGACCAUUGAAAGUGAUCUCUUCCAAAGACUCAGUUCAGUGUUUGUGAGAGGAUGUUUGUGUGUGUGUGUCUGUGUGUUGAAAUUUCCUCAUGCUGGUUUUGUUUUCUUAAAUAAAGAAAUGUACAUUAGCUACUGUUAUUACCAUAAGGAAUCAUGUCAGGUGGACUGAGAGUUAACUUGAUAAAUAUGUAAUUCUCUACCUUUGUUAUGCAAGUUCUUUAUUUAAACGACGAUUAUAUUCACUAGAACUAAUUAAAAUAUAAGAUUGUUAACGACACUCUAUACUUUUAAUCUGAUUCAGUAGCUUAUAAAAAUUCCUGUUGUACAUUUCUCUUUUAAGUAAAUUAUAUAAACUCUUACAACUAUGUCCAUUUUGACAUUUUCAUCAUAAGCUUUAUAUCUUUGAAAACCCAUCAGCUGAUUUCUUUUUAAUUUAAAAAAAUGAAAUUGUAAUGUCGAAGAAUUGGAAAAAUAAAAUAUAUAUUUUAAAAUAAAUAAAUAAAAAAGUUUUUAAUUUAAAAAAAAUAUUUUUUGUUACUUUACUAAUAUUUUUAUUACUUCUUUUGGAGUUCAACUUUUUUGAUGAGUGACUAUAUAUGAAAUUGUGUUGAAACUGAAGCAAUUAAUUAUGGAAUAAUCAUUUUAGAACACAAGGACUAUAUUAAUCCUUUGUUUUCUUGAGGAGUGAAAAUUUUUGUCACACUUCUGCAACCUUGUCACUGGGAAUUCCAUUCACAGAAUUACAGCAAACCUUUGGACACUAAGAUAUAAGUGAAAAGAACAUAAAGUAAUUUUAGUGUUUUCUUAAAUAGUUAAAAUGUUUCUUUCAUGAUAUAAUUGUUUAUUAAAAAGUUAUUUUUCAAACUUUCUAA